UUUUUCAUUUCAUGGGCCAGUGCCCAGUCACCAACCAGACUUCGUGAUCUGCUCAAGGGAAUCUAUACAAAAACAGGUUAUUUAUCAGCAUCAAACUUCAACGUACAACAAAGAACUCUGAAAAUAAAAAGUUCCAGGAACAAAGUACAGAGGAGCUCUACAAAUACUUUUCAGUAUGCAAUGGCCUUGGAUACAAUGGAAGAUCUGAGUCUGCAAGAGCCAAUGACAAGAGCUGAAACAGAUGAAGUGGAAGGUGUUACUGUAAUAAAAACGAUAUGCAGCGUAUGGGAUCAAGUUUGGAACUUCAAAGCCAGACCUGAUGAUCUGCUCAUUGCAACCUAUGCAAAAGCAGGUACCACAUGGACACAGGAGAUAGUGGAUAUGAUUCAAAAUAAUGGAGAUACCGAGAAGUGUAGACGCGCCAGUACUUACAAGCGGCAUCCUUUCCUUGAGUGGUAUCUCCCAAAGUCUUCAUUUCAGAGUUACUCAGGCCUGGAAUUAGCUGAAGCUAUGCCUUCUCCACGAACACUGAAAACUCAUCUCCCUGUUCAGCUGUUACCUCCCUCCUUCUGGGAACAAAACUGUAAGAUAAUCUACGUGGCAAGAAAUGCCAAAGACAACCUGGUGUCAUACUACCAUUUCCACAGAAUGAAUAAAGCACUGCCUGAGCCAGGAUCCUGGGAGGAAUUCUUGGAGAAAUUCAUGGCCGGAAAAGUGCUCUGGGGGUCCUGGUAUGACCAUGUAAAAGGAUGGUGGAAGGCAAAAGAUAAGCACCGUAUUCUCUACCUCUUCUAUGAAGAUAUGAAGGAGAAUCCAAAGCGUGAAAUUCAAAAGAUACUGAAGUUUCUGGAGAAGGAUAUGGAAGAGGAGACAUUAAACCAGAUAAUCCACCACACCACGUUUGAUAUAAUGAAGGACAAUCCCAUGGCAAACUACACCAAAGAUUUUGUGGGAAUAAUGGAUCACUCUAUUUCCCCAUUCAUGAGAAAAGGGGUCGUUGGGGACUGGAAGAAUUAUUUCACUGUGGCACAGAAUGAGAAAUUCAAUGAAGACUAUACGAAGAAAAUGGCUAAUACCUCUCUUGUUUUUCGCAUGGAACUCUGAGCAUUAGGAACGGGAAAUAUUUCCUGUAAUCUAUCA
Molecule: messenger RNA, 1140 nt
Organism: Tinamus guttatus (white-throated tinamou)
Lineage: Eukaryota; Metazoa; Chordata; Aves; Tinamiformes; Tinamidae
Gene: SULT1C4
Product: sulfotransferase family 1C member 4
Molecular function (GO): sulfotransferase activity
Source: RefSeq, a predicted model, not a curated record